AUGCCGCUAUCUUAUGAGCGGUAUAUGAACUUGAUUUUUCAUCGGGACUCGGUGGUAGAACCUGUACCACAAGAAAUCUCACGAAAAAUUGUCUCCGGAGCUGUAUCGCCUGUAGUGACCGUUACAUCAAAUGAGGUCCUAGAUCAGCAUAUACAAGAGUGUUUUGGCCUCGAUAGUCUUUACAUGCUGCUCCGCCAUUUUGGGGACUGUAUUUCAGAUAGGGCACAAGCUGAUAACGACGAUGUUGGAGCUACACCAGUAGAAGCACAGACCACAGGCGGGCUUUUAACAACUCCAAACGUACAGACUAGAGCGCGCAGUCGCUCCAAUAGUCUGUUUCAAAGGUCUUCGUCGCAAUUCAUGCGGUUCACAAGACCAUUAACAGAUCUUAUCGGCACUCGAGAAUCUCACGACUUACUGUUCGACUACCACUCUCUUGAGGUGUUUUUGCAGCACUAUUUGAGUCUAAUUGAAGAUAGAACCACUCCCAGUACACCCCAUACUCUACUUCAGCAUUCCUUAUAUCACAAGUUUUUCAUAACUGCAAUAUCGUCGACCACACACUUAUCCCCUUACGAAUCGUUUAAUCAUCCCGUUGCGUCGCUACUGGCCCUGGAUAUAAGCAAGGAUCAAGACUACGAAACUGCCAAAGAACUGUUAGUCUCAUUCAAAAACAUGCAUAACCGUACACCACAUUUUCCAUCUUUCAUCAACAUCAGUGAUGUACUACCCGUCUUCUUACUUUGUUACGAAGAGGAUUCCCGCGAACAGUUUGAGAAAUGCCAGUCUCUAGCUAAGAUGCUUCAAAAGCAACUAUUUGUUGAAAGCCUCUUACUUCCUUUGUGGGAUAAAGAUGAAAAUGCGGCUAAGCGUGUGUUACGCUUGCCAGUUAUGUCGUCACUCGAAGAAUCAGUGCUUUCUACAAUGAAUGAAAAACAGUUCGAGCUUUCUCUUCCCUUGAUUGAAACCAUAUACGACCGUCUAACAAUCUUUUCGGAAGAAUUGAUGAUACCAUUCAUGAAGCGCAAGAUUUCGUUCUGGGAAGAGACUAUCUUGCAACCUCGCAAAUCCAUCUUCCCUAACUCCAAAUUCUUUCGGAAGCUCAUGUCAAGUAAUCCUGCCCCCACGGCUAACAACGAUUCAGCGACUCAUAACUAUCAAGGUCUUGCUUAUUUCGCUGCAACUUCUAAUGAGUUCCUGUUAAGAAAACUAGCAGAUUGGUCGUUUAUGCUGUCCGAUUUCAAGACGGCUUACUCCACUUACGAGUCACUUUCCAAAGACUUUGAGACCAGCCCAGAAUAUUUGGCAUCAUGUCUCGAGUGGUGCGCUCUUUCAGUGUUAAUGGGUGCCCAAAGUAUAGUUACCGUGAAGAUGAUAAAGAACGAUAUUGACCCACUGAUAACCAGGGCACUGAAAUCCUACGAGCUGUCAGCGACAAGGGCCAAGGAACGAAAUGCCUUGAUCGAAAGUAGCAGCAGAAAGGCCGCUGUAUCAGGUGCAGCGCUGGACACCAAACCUAAAAAUUCAGCGGAGGAUCAAUCAGUAUCAACGCCAUAUCAGUCCGCACAAAGUUACGAAACAAGAUGUAUGCUUUUGGCAGCAGAGCUUUUCCUGAGCCUGAGUGAUACAUGGACAGCAACACCAUACGCUAUUAAGUACCUGGAGACGAUUUUAGAUGACUGUACCGUUGGCACUUUAUCAGAAGUUGUGAUUUGGGAAAGGCUUGCACAAUGCUAUGCUUCAAGAAUUGAUCCCAGAAUCAAAAGCAAAAAGACCCUGGCGGACUUCCGUGGUGCCGAUGACCUCGAGAAAGUUAAUGAAGGGGAAGAGCUCUCUGAUGCAGAGUCGGAUGAUGAUGACCAACCUUACAAUCACAAGAUCGAACAGGAUUGUGUGAGCGCAAUUGGGCUCACGAGAAAGCGUAAAUCUGCGUUAUUUCGCUUGAUAGCAGCAAAAAAAUGGGUCGAGGCCAAGCAAUGGCGGCAGGCAUCUUGGACCUUCAAAGACGUAGAGUUGAUGUAUGCGGACACAGCUUUCGCGCUUAGAAAGACCUCAAUACUGGACCGUCUACGAAAUGAAAUCCAAUGUCAUGAACCAUGA
Messenger RNA from Lachancea lanzarotensis, 2100 nucleotides. RefSeq names its product LALA0S07e06436g1_1 (gene TRS85). The record is from RefSeq and is a predicted model, not a curated record. Gene Ontology annotation, cellular component: cytoplasmic vesicle; phagophore assembly site; TRAPPIII protein complex. The coding region runs from base 1 to 2100 and encodes 699 amino acids. NCBI's taxonomy places the organism in Eukaryota, Fungi, Ascomycota, Saccharomycetes, Saccharomycetales, Saccharomycetaceae. Gene Ontology annotation, biological process: protein localization to phagophore assembly site; endoplasmic reticulum to Golgi vesicle-mediated transport. The transcript has a single exon.